Molecule: messenger RNA, 2525 nt
Organism: Polyodon spathula (Mississippi paddlefish)
Lineage: Eukaryota; Metazoa; Chordata; Actinopteri; Acipenseriformes; Polyodontidae
Product: glycine-rich cell wall structural protein 1.8-like
Exons: 1
Coding region: 66-2120 (684 amino acids)
Biological process (GO): protein homooligomerization
Cellular component (GO): membrane
Source: RefSeq, a predicted model, not a curated record
ACGGGUCUCUUCUUUUUCCUCUUGCAGUGUGCUGUGGUGAGGGCUGCCCUUACAGUAUUGCCACCAUGGCAAGCAGCAGAGCCUCCCUCUAUCGUCUCACCCUCCUGGCACUGCUCGUGGCGCUUCUGCCUCACACCGCCUUCACCAAAAAGGGAAACGGAUCCAAAUCCAGCGGGGGAUCCAAGUCCAAGGGGUCGGGCGGGACCAGCAGCAGGAACCCCGGCAACACAGGACAGGGGGCUGGAUCUAACUACCCUAACACAGGACAGGGCAAACCUAACUCUGGAGGGGGCUACCCUAACACUGGAGGAGGCUAUCCUAACACAGGACAGGGUAAACCUAACUCUGGAGGGGGCUACCCUAACACAGGACAGGGUAAACCUAACUCUGGAGGGGGCUACCCUAACACUGGAGGAGGCUAUCCUAACACGGGACAGGGCAAACCUAACCCUGGAGGGGGCUACCCUAAUACUGGAGGAGGCUACCCUAACACUGGAGGAGGCUAUCCUAACACAGGACAGGGCUACCCUAAUACUGGAGGAGGCUACCCUAACACUGGAGGAGGCUACCCUAACACUGGACAGGGUUACCCUAACCCUGGAGGAGGCUACCCUAAUACUGGAGGAGGCUACCCUAACACUGGAGGAGGCUAUCCUAACACAGGACAGGGCUACCCUAAUACUGGAGGGGGCUACCCUAACACUGGAGGAGGCUAUCCUAACACGGGACAGGGCAAACCUAACCCUGGAGGGGGCUACCCUAAUACUGGAGGAGGCUACCCUAACACUGGAGGAGGCUAUCCUAACACAGGACAGGGCUACCCUAAUACUGGAGGAGGCUACCCUAACACUGGAGGAGGCUACCCCAAUAGUGGAAGAGGCUACCCUAACACUGGAGGGGGCUACCCCAACACAGGAGGAGGCUAUCCUAACCCUGGAGGAGGCUACCCUAACACUGGAGGGGGCUACCCUAAUACUGGAGGAGGCUACCCUAACACUGGACAGGGUUACCCUAACCCUGGAGGAGGCUACCCUAAUACUGGAGGGGGCUACCCCAAUAGUGGAGGAGGCUACCCUAACACUGGAGGAGGCUACCCUAACACGGGAGGGGGCUACCCUAACACUGGAGGGGGCUACCCUAACACUGGAGGAGGCUACCCUAACACUGGAGGAGGCACUCCAAAAAUCUACGGGCCAGGCUAUAACAGCCACAACCAGGGAAGGGCUCCCUGGAAUGGUGGUGGCGGCUCUCACUUCUCUCAGGCGGUGGCAGGUCAGGGGUUCAAGCCCUCCCACAAGUCCAAGGGGUUCGGCAAGAAGGCGGCGCUGGCAGCAGGGCUAGGGGUGGCCACGGGCAUGGCGAUGGGGUACGGGCUGAGCCGGACAAGGUUCCCAGGCUCGUUCCCGGGCUCGUACCCAGGUGUCUACAGGGGCCCCAGGCUGGAGAUCGACUUCAACAGCGAGGAAGAAGAGCGCUACUACAACUACUACAUGUGGAAGCGUUACGUGGCCACCCCCUUUGGCGGAGACAGCGGGACGCUGAUGCAUUACUACUUCCGGCAGCCGGCGCAGACUUACGAGAUGUAUCGGGAUCGGUGCUUGAAGAGAAAUGACCUGCUGCCCGGAAAGGAGACUGGCCGAGCUGUUCCUAGCCCAGCCGCUACUGGUGGAGACGGUCCACGCAGCAAUAUUAACACCACUGCCGCAGAUAACAGCAAAAACAUAACGGACAUCUUCCUCGGCAGAAACAACAGCGCUGUUGAUGCCACCACUAACCACCCUGUAAGCCUGAGCCCUGGAAAUAUUAACGCCACGGAAACUGACGCAAACAACAGCACCGGAAACGCAAGCGUGAAUAAUACCGCGAGAGAAGCAGCAAGCGCACCCCGCCCGGCUCAGGAAGACAAAGACGAUGACAACGUGGUCGGCGUGAUGGACGUCGGCAAUCCGGAGAUGAUCGAGCAGAUGAAGCUGUACCGCUGCAUCGAGCUCUACGUGGAUUACACGCACCAGUACCUCACGAAACGCACCGAGACCCGCACGAGGAACACCCAGUGGAACGGAGCGGCCAGGCUCUCCGGCUCCCUCCUGCUGCUCCUCGGCACUCUGCUGCUGCAGUGACUCGGCGGGUCCAGCCGGUCUGGACGUCAGUCCCUCAGUUAACCCCGCUCCCUGCAGCACGUCUGAGAUUACAGCGCGUCAGAGCUUUGUAUCGCUUGCCUGUUGGAUUCUCCUCCCUUCUGACUACAUGUAUCCCAGUUACAGACUUGUGUGUGGACAGCUUUAAAAUCAUGAAGGACUGUUUUCUCGUUAAAUACCUUUUAUUCACAUACAUCUAUCCAUCUAUCUGUCUAUCUAUAUGAAAAUAGCUCAGUACUAACCCUUUCAGUUUUUUUUUUAAUAUGAUGUUAGUGCCUUAUGUAAUCAUAUUGGGACCUCACAGGACUCCUGGCUCCCAGCCUGAGUUCAUGUAGAAAUAAAUGUGUUCUGUUCUCAUGUGUACUCAAUAAAGGAGUUUCUUUUUCA